This is a messenger RNA of Lolium perenne, 1501 nucleotides long. RefSeq names its product mitochondrial carrier protein CoAc2. The record is from RefSeq and is a predicted model, not a curated record. Gene Ontology annotation, biological process: transmembrane transport. NCBI's taxonomy places the organism in Eukaryota, Viridiplantae, Streptophyta, Magnoliopsida, Poales, Poaceae. Gene Ontology annotation, cellular component: mitochondrial inner membrane.
GUCUCUCUCUCUCUCUCCGCCUUGGCGGCCUUCGCUUCCCCUCCUCGCCUCCUCCGCAGUUCCGCCCAAUUCGCGCGCCUCCGGGCUCCCUCCGCCGCUCCUCACCCGCCAUCGCUCGAGGCGGCGGGGGGCGGGCGGACGGCCCAGGCGGGACCGCAAUGGAGGCCGCGGAGAGAGGCGGAGGCGGCGGGGCGCUGCCGCUCGCCGUGCGGGAGCUCAUCGCCGGCGGGGUCGCGGGGGGCGUCGCCAAGUCCGCCGUCGCGCCGCUCGAGCGCGUCAAGAUCCUCCUCCAGACUAGAAGAGCGGAGUUCCGUGGUUCUGGAUUGGUUGGAUCCUUUCGGACAAUCUAUCGGACAGAAGGUCCUUUAGGGUUUUACAGGGGAAAUGGUGCCAGCGUUGCUAGGAUCGUUCCUUAUGCAGCUUUGCAUUACAUGGCCUAUGAAGAGUAUCGACGAUGGAUCAUUCUUGGUUUUCCUAAUGUUGAACAAGGACCUAUUCUUGAUCUAGUGGCUGGAUCAAUUGCUGGAGGAACAGCAGUUAUAUGCACAUAUCCUCUUGAUCUUGUUCGCACAAAGUUGGCUUAUCAGAUCAAAGGUGCAGUGAACCUCGGUUUAAGAGAAUCUAAGCCCUCUGAACAGGUUUAUAAAGGGAUCCGUGAUUGUGUGAAAACAAUAUAUAAGCAAAAUGGCUUGAAAGGCCUAUACCGUGGCAUGGCUCCAUCAUUAUAUGGAAUCUUUCCUUAUUCCGGUCUUAAGUUCUAUUUCUAUGAAAAGAUGAAGACUCAUGUUCCUGAAGAGCACAGAAAAGAUAUAACACCAAAACUUGCUUGUGGAUCAGUUGCUGGUUUGUUAGGACAGACAAUAACAUAUCCCCUUGAUGUUGUUAGACGGCAAAUGCAGGUGCAGGCGUUUUCAUCAUCCAACCUUGUGAAUGGAAAAGGAACAUUUGGAAGUCUUGUUAUGAUAGCGAAACAUCAAGGUUGGAAGCAACUGUUUUCAGGACUUUCUAUCAACUAUUUGAAGGUUGUCCCAUCGGUAGCCAUAGGAUUUACUGUUUACGACUCAAUGAAGGAUUGGCUCAGUGUUCCAUCUAGAGAGAAAGCAGCUGUGGUUGUCCCCGUGCUGACAGAAGACGGAAGUAAUGCUACCCCUGUUCACUCCAGUUAGAGCGAAUUACAUAUUCUGGUGGUGCAAGUGCAACGCCCGCCACUGCCCUAGUAUUAUUAGGCAUGUAGUAUAGUAUUCUUUCUUGCAGCUGCACCCCCACAAUUCUUAGGCUUCUCUAGAAUAAAUAAAAAUAAAGUCGACUCUUCAAUAAAUCCAUAAGCGGUUCUUCCCACUGAUGCAGAGAAGUAGAAGUAGAAUUCCUUCCUGUCAACAAAAAGAAGUAGAAUUCCUUGCAAAUUACUGAUUCUUGUGGAAUUUCACCUUGUAUAGAUUCUGUAUAUAGAAUCGAAUAGCUUGUGUCAAAUUUAUGAAGUGCUUGGUGAAGUCAAAAUUCA